Messenger RNA from Castor canadensis (American beaver), 2273 nucleotides. Lineage: Eukaryota; Metazoa; Chordata; Mammalia; Rodentia; Castoridae. The record is from RefSeq and is a predicted model, not a curated record.
GUGCCGUAAAGGAUUAUAUUAAGAUGAUGCUUCAGAAUGAGUCUCUUAAAUUUCUGAUUUUUGCUCACCAUUUAAGUAUGCUCCAAGCUUGCACAGAAGCAGUCAUUGAAAACAAGACUCGUUACAUUAGGAUAGAUGGAAGUGUUCCAUCUUCAGAAAGGAUUCAUCUAGUCAAUCAAUUUCAAAAGGAUCCUGAUACUCGUGUAGCUAUCCUGAGCAUUCAGGCUGCUGGACAGGGUUUAACAUUUACUGCUGCAAGUCAUGUUGUAUUUGCUGAAUUGUACUGGGACCCUGGACAUAUAAAACAAGCAGAAGACCGUGUUCACCGAAUUGGACAAUGCAGUUCUGUGAAUAUUCACUAUCUUAUUGCAAAUGGAACUCUAGACACCCUAAUGUGGGGAAUGUUGAAUCGAAAGGCUCAGGUCACAGGAAGCACAUUGAAUGGUAGAAAGGAAAAACUUCAGGCUGAGGAAGGUGAUAAAGAAAAAUGGGAUUUUCUGCAAUUUGCUGAAGCAUGGACUCCCAAUGACAGUUCUGAAGAGCUCAGGAAGGAAGUUCUAUUUACUCAUUUUGAAAAAGAAAAGCAGCAUGAUAUUCGAUCAUUCUUUUUACCAAAACUUGAAAAAAGACACUUGGAGACAUCCUGUGAUGAAUCAAGGAUAUUCCAGGAAAAAAGUGCUAUAGUGGCAUCAGACUCUGGAAAAAUAGUUACCAAAGAUAUUGACUGUGAAAGUAAUUUUGAACCUAAAACUAAAAGAUUGAAAUUGAUCACCACCACUGACCACAACAGUGAACCAGAGGAGAAACCGUCCUGGCCCAAACAAACCAAAUUUUCACUCAUGGAAGGUGUCCCUGAAGCCAAAUCCCUGUCACCUACUCUACCCCUUCAUGGAAAGGACUGGCAGUGUGGUUUCUGCACCUAUAUCAAUAAUUUUGCACUUCCUUAUUGUGAAAUGUGUGAGAAUCUUCAAAGCAGUGCUGCAAUUCCACAAAUAGACAGCCUCAACAUUAUUCGGGGUAAAAACAAAAAUGAGGAAGAUGAUUCUCAGAAAGACACCUCCAAAAAAGUUCAAGCUAGCUUCAACUGUGAAAAACAAGUCCUGGAACUGUCAGAACCAGACCAGUUGACUGAGGGCAAUGAAGAAACAUCAGAAGUUCAGAGGGAAGGCAGUCAUACACCCCAGGCAGAUAAUGAGCAGUUCAAGAGCUCAGAUACUCUGCCAGUGUAUGAUGCCUUAAUGUUUUGUGCAAGUAUGAAUACUGACCGGAUUCACCUCUAUACUAAGGAUGGAAAACAGAUGAACUGUAAUUUCAUUCCUUUGGAUAUAAAAUUAGACCUUUGGGACGAUUUACCAGCAAGCUUUCAACUGAAACAAAAUCGCUCACUGAUUUUGAGGUUUGUUCGAGAAUGGAGUAAUCUAACUGCUAUGAAACAAAGGAUAAUCAGGAAAAGUGGGCAGCUGUUCUGUAGCCCAGUCCUUGCUUUGGAAGAGAUCACAAAACAACAAACCAAACAAAAUUGUACCAAAAGAUACAUAACCAGAGAAGAUGUUGCUGUAGCCUCGAUGGACAAGGUGAAGAAGGAUGGGGGCCAUGUCCGUCUGAUCACAAAGGAGUCCAGGCCUUUGGACCCUUCCACAAAAGAGCUUCUUGAAGAUGGAGCCUGUGUCCCAUUUCUAAAUUCCUACACAACCCAAGCUAAUCUCACUGUGAAGCCUUCUACAUCCAAAGGCUAUUUGCAAGCUAUGGAUAAUGAAGGAAACCCACUUUGCCUUCACUGUCAGCAUCCCACUUGCCAAACUAAGCAAGAGUGUAAAGCAAAUGCUUGGGAUUCACGAUUUUGCUCUCUGAAAUGUCAGGAUGUUUGGAUUCGAUCUAAUAAUGGUUACCUACGAGCCCAAGUAUUUGAAACUGAACAUGGUGUGUGUCAGCUAUGUAAUGUGAAUGCACAAGAACUCUUUUUACGUGUGAGAGAUGCCCCUAAAAGUCACAGGAAGAACCUUCUGGAUGCUACCUGGACUUCAAAGCUCCCAUUAGAACAGCUAAAUGAAAUGAUAAAAAACCCGGGAGAAGGACAUUUCUGGCAGGUGGAUCACAUCAAGCCAGUAUAUGAGGGAGGGGGACAGUGCUCCCUGGACAACCUGCAGACUCUCUGCACAAUCUGUCACAAACAGAGAACUGCCAGACAAGCCAAGGACAGAAGCCAGGAGAGAAAAAAAUCUCUAGCAUCAAAGCAUGGAUCAGACAUCACACGAUUUUUGGUAAAAAAGUAG